AGGGGGAAGGACCAUGGUUUUGUGACAUCACAGCGCGGGUGGGUUUUGCAUUAUUUUCAAUAGAAUGUUAAGAGAGUCAUGACAAUGUCACUUUAGGGGAGGGGAUUUGUCUGGAAAAAUGCGGGUAAUCAGUUGUUGGUGUGUCGUCAGCGAUUUGGAGAAUGCUGCAAACUUUUCCAUGGCGCGAUAGAGUUGAUUUUUUGAAAGUGAAACCACGAUAGUACGGUGUCCGAACACUGAAUGAUGACAUCCCUCGAGCAUCCUGGGUAUCCCCAAGAUGGUCUCCUUCGUUUAGAAGAAAAGCUACUUUGCCGUGAAUCUCAAGUUUCAUUACUGUUGUCAUUGUUUGGAGAGCCUCAUCAGUAUAGUUACCCCUCUAUCUUUAUAUAUGGGUAUACCACAACAGGCAAGACAUAUGUGAUGCAAACUGUUCUGGCAGAAUUAGAGCUCCCUCAUGCACUUGUAAGCUGUGUUGAAUGCUUUACCUCAAGGAUGCUUUUUGAACAUAUUUUGAACAAAUUACAAAGUUAUGUUACAUCCUCUGAGAUUUCGCAGUCCUUGUAUAUUUCCUGUGACUCGUUCAGUGAUUUUGUUCGUUUAUUUAAACAACUAAUAUCUCAUCAGGAUUUGAAGAAUCAGACUGUUUAUGUUGUUCUGGACAAAGCAGAACAGCUACGAGAAAUGGAAGCUAACUUACUGCCAGGGUUCCUGAGACUGCAAGAAAUGACUGAUGCCAACGUUACUGUCAUUUUCCUUACUGAAAUUGUAUGGGAAAAGCUACAUCCAAACAUGGGCUGCUUUGAGCCACUAAUACUUUAUUUUCCUGACUAUAGUAAAGUGGAACUUCAGAAGAUUCUAUCCCAUGAUCAUCCUUCAGAAUAUUCUGCAGAAUUUUAUGCUGCCUACAUUAAUAUUCUGCUUGGCGUCUUCUACACUGUCUGCAGGGAUCUAAAAGAACUGAAACAUUUGGCUGCAAUCAACUUCGCUAAAUUCUGUGAGCCUGUAACAAAAGGUGAAGCAACAGAAAGUGACACACGUAAACUCUGGAAAAAUAUUGAGCCACAUUUGAAAACAGCCAUGCAGACAGUUUAUCUUCGAGAAAUUUCUAGUUCACAGUGGGAAAAGCUGCAGCAGGAAGACAGAGAAGCUGGUCAGCUAAAAGGACUCUCAGCAUAUGCACAUGUAGAGCUUCCAUAUUAUUCCAAAUUCCUUCUGAUUGCUGGGUACCUUGCUUCAUACAACCCAGCAAGGACUGACAGACGUUUUUUUGUUAAGCAUCAUGGGAAAAUUAAGAAGACAAAAUUUUUGAAAAAACAUGAAAAGACCAACAAUCACCUUCUGGGGCCCAAACCGUUUCCUCUGGACAGGCUAUUAGCAAUUUUCUACAGCAUUGUGGAUAGCAGAAUUGCUCCUACAGCAAAUAUCUUCUCCCAAAUAUCUUCCCUCGUGACACUUCAGUUGCUAACCCUUGUUGGUCAUGAUGAUCAGUUAAAUGGACCAAAGUAUAAGUGUGCUGUCUCCUUGGAUUUCAUUCGUGCUGUGGCAAGUAAUACAUAUAAUAUAAAGCGUCAACAGACUGAUUGA
Protopterus annectens (West African lungfish) is the source of this 1584-nucleotide messenger RNA. RefSeq names its product origin recognition complex subunit 5 (gene ORC5). The transcript is spliced from 15 exons. The coding region runs from base 241 to 1584 and encodes 447 amino acids. Gene Ontology annotation, biological process: DNA replication initiation; DNA replication. Gene Ontology annotation, molecular function: DNA replication origin binding. Gene Ontology annotation, cellular component: nuclear origin of replication recognition complex; nucleus. NCBI's taxonomy places the organism in Eukaryota, Metazoa, Chordata, Ceratodontiformes, Protopteridae. The record is from RefSeq and is a predicted model, not a curated record.